This is a messenger RNA of Triplophysa dalaica, 4109 nucleotides long. RefSeq names its product DiGeorge syndrome critical region gene 2 (gene dgcr2). The transcript has 11 exons. Bases 271 to 1893 code for a protein of 540 amino acids. The record is from RefSeq and is a predicted model, not a curated record. Gene Ontology annotation, molecular function: protein binding. Gene Ontology annotation, cellular component: membrane. NCBI's taxonomy places the organism in Eukaryota, Metazoa, Chordata, Actinopteri, Cypriniformes, Nemacheilidae.
GAUUGUUUUGAUGGGAUGGUGGAGCCAUCUUGUUUUACAUCCGUCCUGAGCCAGAGGAAAGAGCCGUGGAGUACGAUGCGAUAUCUCGAUCAUAGCUAACUUAAAUACACACAUAGCAGCUCGUUUCCUAUCGGCGUAACAUGCACACAACAAACAGACAUUGUGCAUGUUAAUGUAUUUUUCAACAUCGUCUCCGGUGGCAUAAGUGCAUUUCUCUCACUCUCUCUCUCCACAUUUUCUCCGGUGUGAGCUACUAUGAAUGGAGGCUAAAUGUUGCCGAAGACUGACAGCGGUGGUUUUGUGCUUUUCCUCUUUAUUCUAACACUUACAGAUCCGCCACGGACAGGUUCACAGCUCGCUCUGGCCAGACUGCUGUCAGAGCUGCGAUGUAGUCCGAACCAGUUUGCCUGCCGGAGUGGAAAAUUGCAGUGCAUUCCUCAGUCCUGGCAGUGUGACGGAUGGACGGCCUGUGAGGACAAAAGUGAUGAGAUAGAUUGCCCUACAAUCAAAGAAGAGCGAUAUCGAUAUAACAACGGGUACGAGCCGGUGGAGGAUGUUAUGGGUGUCGCGCAGCCGAUUCGCUUCAACAAGAAGUGUCCGAGCGGAUGGCACCAUUACGAAAAAACAGCCAGCUGUUACAAAGUCUAUCUGAGAAGCGAGAACUACUGGCAGGCGGUGGAAACCUGUCAGAAGGUCAACGCCUCCCUCGCUACUUUCAGCACCAACGAGGAGCUACAGUUCGUCCUGAAGAUAGAAGUGGACUUUGAUGAAAAAGUGUGUGAACGAAAGGACCAGUGCAAGUUCUGGGUGGGAUAUCAGUACGUGAUCACCAACCAGAAUCAUUCUCUGGAGGGCCGAUGGGAGGUGGCGUACAAAGCAGGAUCAAUCCAGGUGUUUCUUCCUCCGGAGGGUCUGGCUAACUUCGGCGAGGCCAACCCCACCCAAGACAACGUGUUCUGUGCCCAGCUGCAGCGCUUUCAGAUUAAGAGCAUGAACGAGCGAGGCUUGCACAGCUGGCAUGCCGAAAACUGCUACAAGAAAUUCCCUUUCCUCUGCAAGAGAAGACAAACAUGUGUUGACAUCAAAGACAACGUGGUGAGCGAGGGCUAUUAUUUCACACCCAAAGGGGACGACCCCUGUCUGAGCUGCACGUGUCACGACGGUGAGCCGGAGAUGUGUGUGGCCGCGCUGUGUGAACGCCCACAGGGAUGUCAGCAUUUCCGAAAGGACCCCAAAGAGUGCUGCAGGUUCACCUGUCUGGAUCCUGACGGCAGUAGUCUGUUCGACUCUAUGGCCAGCGGCAUGCGGCUCAUCGUCAGCUGCAUCUCGUCCUUCCUCAUCCUCUCUCUGUUGCUCUUCAUGGUGCACAGACUGAGACAGCGGAGACGAGAACGCAUCGAGACCCUCAUCGGAGGCAACCUGCAUCAUUUUAAUUUGGGACGGAGGGUCCCCGGCUUUGACUACGGGCCGGAUGUGUUUGGGACAGGCCUGACGCCGCUGCACCUCUCGGAUGACGGCGAGGGAGGUGCGUUCCACUUCCAGGAGCCCCCGCCCCCUUACGCUGCCUACAAGUAUCCGGAUAUCCACCACCCUGAUGAUCCUCCACCACCAUAUGAGGCCUCCAUCAAUCCAGACAGCAUCCUUUAUAUGGACCUCGGUCGGAGCGGGGUUCCUCUGGCCGCCUUGCACAUGAACACCGCAGCCGAAUCUCUCCAGAGGGUGUACCCAGAGCAGGCUCCGCCCCCACCGCCGCCCCUGGAGGAGCGUGAAGAUUCCAUCGACAGCAGCACGCUCCUCGUGUCUCCAGACACCCCUGGCGAAUCCGAGAACAGCAUCACUCAGAGCUCCAGCAUGGACUGCAGCACCGGGCCCUCACUCAGCACUGUGGUAUAGGCCAAGAGAAACAAAGGAGAACAUGUGCUUCCUGGGACUGAUGCAUUUACCGCGGAUGAUGAUUUUGGAGGAUUUGAGAAUGUUUUUGGGUACAGAGCGAGGACUACAAAGCAAGGACGAUCGUUUUCAUUUUACUUUCGCUUGAGCAUCACUACUUGUAAAUACUUCCCUGAGUUCUCAGUUGCGUCACGUCAUGAACGGUGGGAGAGGCGACAGACCACCGUCUCUGUGGCUUACACUGGCACGCUUCAUUCACCACAACUGCUCGAUAAACCGGCUGUAAUGAAGACCAGAGCGUCUCUCACUGGAACGGUGACUGUUUUCUGAAAGGAAGCAGGCGAUUUUCUGUGACUGUACUGCUCGGUCCAAACGGUCCCUCCUGAAUCCUGUCUGUUCCUCCGUGCACGUGCAGGAGAAAGAUCCGUUUGGAGACGAGCAAUACCACGUCUUCAUUUGGAUUUCUGUGAUGUCUUUCAUUACCAUAGCACAAAUUCAAAUACGACAAAAAAAGUUGUUAGAUUCUGUCAACGUUGCAAUAGAUUAAGGUACGAAUUUGUUUCCGCCUUGUGAUUUGGGACUAAAAUAUCCUGCUGUGAUGUGACGAUGAAAAUUCAUCGACUGGUUUUUGGAUCGUCACACUACCUUGAAGCUUUUGGGCUUCUUUUGGGAGGGUCAUUGAUUUAGCUUGAUUUAAGUUGAUGUCAUGACCAGUUGUGUGGGUUACAUUUCAACCUAAAAUCCAUUUGAGAAAAUAAGACGUUAUAUUUUGGAUAAAGGAAAUAAAGCCUUUUAAGAAGCUUUUUUAGGGAGCGUGUGUAAAUAGUACAUUUGUAAAGUACUAACGCAAGACACGGUGGUACUAUUUGUUGUGCUAAAUGUAAUGUCUGCUUAUUUGAAUUGAAAAGGGAGAGUUUUUAUUACUCUACUUCGGUAAUACGAAUUGGGAUUCAUUAUUUUUCUUUAUGGACAACGUAACUUGUUUUCUUUUGAUUUUGGCACGGAAUGGGACCUAUGAGAUUCGCCCAAAACUGACUUGACUUUUGUAUUCAGAAUGUAUAACGUCAAAAAGGAAUUUUGGAAUAUUCUCCGAACAAAACAAUGUGCAGAUCUUAGUGUUAGGAAAAUGCAUUUCUUAAGAUCCUGAGUUUGGAUUUAAGUGUUUAGAAUGAGGAUGUUUGGAUUGAUGGUCUGCGUCUGCGUGUUAUGUGUUUAUGGUUAUUUUUACCAGUCGAACAGCUCUUCUCUCUAUAUUGCUUUGAUGUAAAUUAAAAAAAUGAGUAAACUAUUUGUUACUUGACACAAUGUUAAUGUGAGCAUCUGUUUGCACACAUGAGCAUAUAAAUGUAUGUAUAAACAAAACACUCUUUGUUAUUUACAGAUUUUUAGACUAGUUGUUGGACUGUGCAUUUUCAGUGACAAUGUUAUGAAUUUAAGGGAUUGAUGGGUUUCAAAUAUCUACUUGGUUUGCAUUGUUGCUCUCUGAGAUUAACACCUCUGUUUUUAUUGUUUUUUUUACGUUAAUGGGAACAUGCAAAAUAUCUCACACUGGUUACUCAUGAAAAGCCCCGAAAUGACAAUCAGGAUCCUCAUCAAAGUCACACAGCCCUGUUUUGGGCGCAAAGUACAAAGACAAAAAUAUGAAAUUGCCCGAAGAUUUACUAGUUAUUUAUUGUUCAUGUAAAGCGCCCAUCACCAAAACAAAAGAGUAUGUGAAAGUAUAAGCCAGGUAAAUGUUUAUGUAGUGUUUUUCCGGCAUUAAUGUCCAGGGUCUCAUGGGCACAGACAAUCCUGUGAACAACAGUUUGUCAUUCAUCAUUCCUGUGUAUGUUUGGAUUCGAUCAGUUGGGUGUGUGUUCUUUUCAAAUUGGCGUAAAUGUUUCGCAAACCCGUGCUUGCAUGUUUUUCUCUAUAUUGAGCAUGCAAGGAGACGUCUCUUCUGGUGUACUCCAGCUAUGCUAACAUGACUCGAAACCCACCCGAUUCCUCUUUCCCACCUCACGGUUACUGCAUUACCUUUUUUAAAAUAGAUCAUUUCUUCUAGAUAGAUUUUGUGGUGCAACAAACAAAGCAUCAUAUUUUAUGUAGAAUGCAACGGUUGUUGAAUUUGUCAAAUUUCUUGUUUUUUUAUGUCACGUACUGCUCUUUUGUCAAAGGGCUUUGUUUUCUUCUGAAGUAGAUGUUCAUCUAAUCAAAUGCCAAAUAAAUUGUACCAUGAA